This is a messenger RNA of Cynoglossus semilaevis (tongue sole), 3793 nucleotides long. RefSeq names its product solute carrier family 8 member 1a (gene slc8a1a). Gene Ontology annotation, biological process: calcium ion import across plasma membrane; sodium ion transmembrane transport; cell communication. Gene Ontology annotation, molecular function: calcium:sodium antiporter activity. The transcript has 11 exons. Bases 521 to 3427 code for a protein of 968 amino acids. The record is from RefSeq and is a predicted model, not a curated record. Gene Ontology annotation, cellular component: axon; sarcolemma; postsynapse. NCBI's taxonomy places the organism in Eukaryota, Metazoa, Chordata, Actinopteri, Pleuronectiformes, Cynoglossidae.
AACAUUAAUUUUCGACACUAAAGAAACAGCUGGCUGUUACACAUCGUUCCAGUAGAUGAGUUUGUGACAGAAAUUUGUACAGAGUUUUAUGUAUUCUGAAAAAAUGUUGUCGUACCGUGAAACACAUUCUUGAAAUACAGUCAAUUUAAGUCAAGGUCAAAUGUCAAAUGUGCUGCUUUGUGACUUUGACUUCUAUUAAAACCUUGAAUUGUACAAGAAGAAGAAGAACGGUCAGAAGGUCAUCACCUAAUCUUCAUAAAAAGUGAAAUAUGAAGUCGGUGUCUGCAGAGGUCGCAUGCAGUCAAAUGUUUCAGGAGGUGAAGUGUUAACAGACGCGGGGGAGGAGAGGGAGGGUGGGAGUAGAGGAGUUGGGGGAGGGUUAGUGUUUGAUCCUCGUCCUCAUCAGACACUUCUAAUCGUCUCAGAGGAGAGAAGUAGAAAAUCCAACUGAGAUCCUGUUUUUAUCAACCUUUUGAUCUGAAUCAGAAACUGAAGCAGUGAGGGUUCGACAGAUCCCAUCAUGAUCCAAACAGGGACCUCGACCCUGCUCUCAGCACGGAACCUGUUUCUUUUGGUGACACUCAUCUGGUUGGAGACCCAGGGUGCGACGGCCGGUGGUACUGCAGUGACCCUACAGUCCAACGACACACUCAGCAACAGAACCAAGUGUGGCGGCAGCACCUUCUGCAAAGUGGGUGUGAUCCUGCCAGUGUGGAAGCCGGACAACCCCGCAUUCCCUGAGCGCCUGGCCAGAGCCUCCAUUUACUUUGUGGGCAUGGUUUACAUGUUUCUGGGCGUCUCCAUCAUAGCCGACCGCUUCAUGGCGUCCAUCGAGGUCAUCACCUCCCAAGAAAGACAGAUCACCAUUAAAAAACCCAACGGUGAAAAGUUCACCACAACAGUGCGUGUUUGGAACGAAACCGUGUCCAACCUGACCCUGAUGGCCCUCGGCUCCUCCGCCCCAGAAAUUCUUCUGUCGGUUGUGGAAGUGUGUGGUCACAACUUCGCUGCUGGCGAGCUUGGACCCAACACCAUCGUGGGAAGUGCGGCCUUCAACAUGUUUGUAAUUAUCGGCCUAUGCGUGUCCGUUAUUCCUGAUGGUCAGACCAGGAAGGUGAAGCACCUGCGGGUGUUUUUUGUCACCGCAACCUGGAGCAUCUUCGCGUACACCUGGCUUUACCUGAUACUGGCUGUCAUCUCCCCCGGGGUGGUGGAGAUAUGGGAGGGACUUCUUACGCUCUUUUUCUUUCCCAUCUGCGUCGUUUUUGCCUAUGUGGCCGAUCGCAGAUUUCUCUUCUACAAGUACAUGUACAAACGAUACCGGGCUGGGAAACACAGAGGAAUGAUCAUCGAAACGGAAGGAGAACCCGAGCCCCAGAAGAUUGACCUUGAGAUGGAUGGCAAAAUGCUGGGCUCCUGUAGAGAGGCGUUGACGGCUGGAGAGCUGGGCUUUGACUUGAAGGACCUGGAUGAUGAGGAGGCUCGUAGAGAAGCAUCCAGGAUCCUGAAAGAGUUGAAGUUGAAGCAUCCAGAGAAGGAGCUAGAUCAGCUGAUGGAAGUUGCUAAUUAUCAGGUUUUAUCGCAGCAACAGAAGAGCCGUGCCUUCUACCGCUGCCAGGCCACCAGGAUCAUGACCGGAGCGGGCAACAUCCUGAAGAAGCACGCUGCCGAUCAGGCCAAGAGAGCCGCUCAGCACGAGUUCACCUCCGAGGUCUCAGUCAACGACUUCUCCUCCAAAGUUUUCUUCGACCCAGGUUCAUACACCUGUCUAGAAAACUGUGGCAGCGUCGCACUGAAUGUGGUGCGACGAGGUGGCGACCAAUCGAGCACGGUGUUGGUGGACUACAGGACGGAGGACGGCACUGCCAAUGCUGGUUCGGACUACAAGUUCACAGAAGGAACCAUUGUGUUCCAACCAGGAGAGACGGACAAGGAGAUCCGCAUUGACAUCACUGACGACGACAUUUUUGAGGAAGACGAACAUUUCCUGGUUCACCUCAGCAACGUGAGGGCGCUGUCGCGCAGAGACAGCUCGGAUUUGCGAGAAACCGGUCAAGUAGACCCCGUCGCAAGUUUAGGCCUCCCCUGUACAGCUACCAUUACCAUCUACGAUGACGACCACGCUGGUAUUUUUACCUUUGAGGAGCCAGUGGUGACGGUGAGUGAGAGCGUGGGGAUGAUGGAGGUGAAGGUGGUGCGGACCUCGGGAGCCCGGGGUGUAGUUUUGGUUCCAUACAAAACCACGGAGGGAACAGCAAAAGGUGGCGGAGAGGACUUUGAGGACACACUGGGAGUUCUAGAAUUUGACAACGAUGAGAUUGUUAAAACAAUUCAGAUCAAUAUUAUUGAUGAUGAAGAAUAUGAGAAAAACAAGAACUUCUUCCUGGAGAUAGGGGAACCUCAGCUCCUGGAGAUGAGUGAAAGGAAAGCUGUGUUGCUUCAGGAAGCUGGUGGAUUUACUAAAACAGACAAACAGCUUUUUGGUCAAGACAUCUACAGAAAGGUCCAGGGUAGAGGAUGCUCUUCCUCCUCCAUCGUCAACAUCACAGAUGCCGAUGACGAGCUGUUGACCAAGAAGGAGGAAGAGGAGAGACGGAUCGCCGAGCUUGGUCGUCCGAUGCUGGGGGAAAACGUCAAGCUUGAGGUCAUCAUCGAGGAGUCAUACGAGUUCAAGAACACUGUGGACAAACUGAUCAAGAAAACCAACCUGGCUCUGCUGGUCGGCACAAAUUCCUGGAGGGAGCAGUUCAUGGACGCCAUCACAGUCAGCUCAGGUGACAAUGACGAUGACGACGAGUGCGACGAGGAGAAGACGCCGUCUUGCUUUGACUACGUCAUGCACUUCCUCACCGUCUUCUGGAAGCUUCUGUUCGCCUUGGUCCCGCCCACCGACAUGCUGAACGGGUGGGCGUGUUUCGUCGUGUCCAUCUCCGUCAUAGGUCUCCUGACGGCAGUGAUCGGCGACCUGGCAUCUCACUUCGGCUGCACCAUCGGACUCAAAGACUCCGUCACUGCUGUGGUGUUUGUAGCUCUGGGAACCUCGGUACCAGACACAUUUGCAAGCAAAGUUGCAGCCACUCAGGACCAAUAUGCCGACGCCUCCAUCGGUAACGUGACGGGCAGUAAUGCCGUCAACGUCUUCCUGGGCAUCGGAGUGGCCUGGUCCAUUGCUGCCAUCUACCACGCCAGCAAAAACCAGCAGUUCAAAGUGGACCCAGGCACACUAGCCUUCUCUGUCACUCUCUUCACCAUCUUCGCCUUCAUCUGCGUCGCGGUACUGAUCUACAGGCGCCGGCCCUCGAUUGGCGGCGAACUGGGGGGACCACGCAUCCCCAAGAUCCUGACCACCAGUCUGUUCUUUGGUCUGUGGCUAAUGUACAUCAUCUUGUCCUCGCUGGAGGCCUACUGCCACAUCCCAGGCUUCUGAGCACGCAGGUCUUAGUCAGUCUGGACUGAACUGCAGGCCUGUUCUGAUGGGUUUCUGAGGGCUCUGAGAGAUUAGGGUCUUUUUGUUUUGUCUUUUAUCUGAACCGCCUGAGAGCGCCUCAAAAUCGUAGGAGAAACAAAAAAAAACUCCAUAAGAGGAUUACUUGUUGUAACCUAAGCCUAAUUACUAUUACACAUUUUUAAUAAAUGAUAAAAAGGUAUGAAUAGAAAAUGUAUUUAAAGAUUAGGAGCAAACCAAACUUUUUGUCAUUUGUCACUUCUUUUCUGCCUUUUCCUGAAAUGCUUUGUUAACCAUGAACUGCCGCUCCUUCUUACAGUGUUUCAUAGUAAACCCUGAGAAACUGUC